AUGGACAAGGCCCCAUCUGGAGGCGGCCUUGCGAGCCUCAUCCUAUCGAAGAACCUGAAUAUGAGUGCCCUGAAGAACCUGUCGCUGAGAGAAUUGGACGAUUCUGAUAACGGGGGCCUCCUCGAUUUGGCAAUGGAAUCCGGUCAAACCCAAAUGACAAUUGAGCUCAGUAUUUGGAGCUCAGCCAUGGCGCUUUCCCAUGACUUGCUAGGACGUGCCACUAAAUUGAGAGUAUACACUGUCACGGACAAAUACUCCGUGCUAAGGCAUUCGCGUCCGUUCGUCCUGUACCGGUCCACGAAGACAACCGUGCCCAUCUCUAUUUUUGGAUCCCAACCACUACCCAAGAAACGUCGUGUCUUUCUACAGAAACGAGGUUAUAGAACGGGCCUGUUUGGAUGGGCGAUUGGCUCUCUCCUAGGGGGUUCCAAGCUUCCAGGAAUCGAGGUGACACCUGCUACUCAAGAGUCGUAUUCAGCGAUACCCGCAUCAUUGCAAAGCUCGUUCAAGAAAGAUAUCGAAAAUGUCUGGAGACCAUAUAAUCUUACCAACCACAAACUCCUAGAGUCGAUGCAAAUCGCCGUUAGUCCAACAUUCCGAAUAGUAAGUGUGACCUGGGCAAGCGCGUCUCCUCAAGGAGCUAGCAUUGCUGGGCUGAUCACUCACUGGACACCUGGACCGGUGAAAUCUUUCAUCGUGAAGAAUGCUUACCAAUACGCGGGUGGACCAGAUCCCCAAACAGUCGACGAACAAUACCGAAUCACAGAGAGGAUGAAAAAGGCACAAGAGAACUUCAACCGUAAAAUACCAUAUGGUGCCGCUUCCAUCCGUACGAUAUAUGACCUGGAGAAGGAUGAAGAGUUAGGUAGACAGGGAGCGGCAGAGAUGUAUCCAGAGCUUCUUACCCUGCAAUUAAAUGCAGUCUAG
Messenger RNA from Acaulospora colombiana, 927 nucleotides. NCBI's taxonomy places the organism in Eukaryota, Fungi, Glomeromycota, Glomeromycetes, Diversisporales, Acaulosporaceae. The record is from the annotation of a GenBank genome assembly.